GAGUUGUAGUCAUCUGAACCGAAAAGCGAGAGAGAGAGAGAGAGAGAGAGAGAUUGAGGAGUGAGAAGCAAGUGCAGUGAGUCCGGCGAUCUGUCCCGUCCCCCAUCAUCUUUCAUCCAAUAACAGAUGAUCGGUGAAAUGGCUUGAAUUGUUGGAUUGUGGACAAGAAAGGUGGCUAGCUAAAUAAAAAAUGUGUAUUGUUCCUUGGUGAUUUAACUAGUUGUGAGAGAUGGAUUACCAUUAUGUGUACAAAGAUGUGGAAGGAGCGUCGACGCAAUGGGACGACAUCCAGAGAAAACUGGGAAACCUUCCUCCUAAACCCCCUCCGUUCCAGCCUCCUCCUUUUACCCCAUCCGAAGCCCAAGACUCCAAACCCAAAGACAAAUCGUGGAUCGAUAUCAGGACCGAGGAUCAGCUUGAAGAUCUCGAAGACGACCCCGAUCUCAACGACGAUCGCUUCCUUGAAGAGUACCGGAAGAAAAGGUUGGCAGAGAUGAGAGAAGUAGCUAAGGUUCGGAGGUAUGGAUCAGUGGUUCCAAUUUCUGGAUCUGAUUUCGUACGUGAGGUUUCUCAAGCUCCAGAAGAUGUUUGGGUCGUGGUGAUUUUAUACAAAGAUGGAUACCCAGAAUGUGGGCUUCUUCUGCAAUGUUUGGAAGACCUGGCAACGAAAUAUCCAGGAACAAAAUUUGUGAAGAUCAUAUCUACUGACUGCAUACCUAACUAUCCCGAUCGAAAUCUUCCCACUCUUUUGGUCUACAAUAAUGGUGCUGUCAAGGGGAAUUAUGUAGGAUUGCAUAGUUUUGGUCGCAGGUGUACUCCAGAAGGUGUUGCCUUGGUCCUCUGCCAAUCCAAUCCUGUUCUCGUUGACGGGCAAAGUGGAAGCGAGCAAUCAAGAAAAGCAGUCCUUAAUGGCGUUCGGCAGAGGCUCAUAGAGAAGGUUGUUAGAGACCAUGAAGAUGAUGAUGCUGGAUCUUCAAGUGAUUAGGGUCUUCAAGGUAUCAUUUUCCGGGGAGCUACUUUUUAUUUUCUUUUGUGGGUUUUCUCCGUAACAAAGCUCUAAAAUUCAUGUUGCGCUUUGGUAGAGAUGUUGUAUGUCCAUUCAUCUAUUAACUAAAGUUAUGUGGUGUGAAAUGAUGUAGUUAUGAAUCUCAAAUUUGCUGAUUUGCAGUUCAGAAAUUUUCCUCGUA
Molecule: messenger RNA, 1187 nt
Organism: Rhododendron vialii
Lineage: Eukaryota; Viridiplantae; Streptophyta; Magnoliopsida; Ericales; Ericaceae
Exons: 5
Coding region: 230-985 (251 amino acids)
Biological process (GO): protein folding
Cellular component (GO): cytoplasm
Source: RefSeq, a predicted model, not a curated record